Phycodurus eques (leafy seadragon) is the source of this 7635-nucleotide messenger RNA. RefSeq names its product protein SOGA1-like. Gene Ontology annotation, biological process: regulation of autophagy. NCBI's taxonomy places the organism in Eukaryota, Metazoa, Chordata, Actinopteri, Syngnathiformes, Syngnathidae. The record is from RefSeq and is a predicted model, not a curated record.
ACCAGUCUUCACGCACAACUCCUCCUGAAGGCAGACGCCGUAGAACGACAAUCGCUACGGUUUUGAGAGGAAAAUGCGUCUUCUUCUGAUAAAAGCUCGAUUUAAUUUAAAGCAUUAUUAGACACGAUUUGCUUUUUAUCGGAUCCUCUCGCGUGUAUUUUCGUGUAUUGUUUCACCGCGGGAGCUUUUCAUUGUAACCAGAGAGAGGAUCUCUCUCUCUCUCUUUCGCUCUCUCUCUCUCUCUCUCUCUCUCUCUCUCUCUCUCUCUCUCACUCUCUCCUUUUGUCUGUGCGUUUUUUUAAAAUUCAUUUCAGUUGAACUUCUGCCUUUCAAUUUUGUUUUCAAGCGUUCGGUUCAAACGGAAUGAAUGACAAAGUCAAAGGAGGUUGAUGUCCACAACACCCCGGCUCACCUCCCCUUCGCCUCGCCCAAGGAACGGAGACUCCAUCUCCGGCAGAAGAUGGAAAGCGGAGGCGGGAGAGAGAGCUCGGACAGCGGGCAGGCGCAGCACGCGGAGCUGCCUGCUAUAUUAUUAGCUCAGCGGGGGAAGAAGAAAAUUAAUCGCGCUCCGUCACCGGCCAGACCCAAGGAUGUACCCGGGUGGUCCCUCACGAAGAUCCGCGGUGGUAUUGGAGCCCCCAGUCUGAGCGUGAAGACGGGAGCCAUCCACCUGGGGAGCCGCAUUUCCAGGAGGAGCCCCAUAGGAGGUUUGAGUGGAAAAGACGGUAAAGCCGAUAAAAGUGGUGGCAAAUCGACUGGGAAGUCUUCCGCUUCCUCCAAAAACUCGGCUACCAAGAUGGCCCAAAGUAGCAGCGGAGCACGGAGGAGGGUUUCGGACGCCAGCACUGGAUCGGACGACCUGUCCAAGGAUUCCGGCUGCGCCGCUGGGAAGCUCUCCCCCGCAGACAGCAGCUCGGAAUUGUCUGACUGUGCUUCCGAGGAACACAAACUCUCCACGGACGCCCCCAGUAGUGACACCGACUCGAGGAGCAGUCGAGGCGGCGGGCUGAACGGAGACAACCCGCUCGGGAACGGAACUAGCCAACUACUAGCCGAGGCUAAAAGCUCCACGGAGAGGGGCCACAAGGACCGACUGUCCAUUGGUGUUGAGGUCGGCGAGGAGAGUGCGUCUCCGGCUGAGGAACGCUCGGUCACCUCGGCGGACAGCCGGAUGCCAGCUAGCACGUCUCUGGCCUUCUCUGACCUCACCGAGGAGUUUGCGGACGGUAUGCACGAGGAGUUUGUGAGGGAAAUUGAGGAGCUGAGAUCUGAGAACGAUUACCUCAAAGAUGAGAUGGAAGAGUUGCGAUCCGAAAUGCUGGAGAUGAGGGACAUGUACAUGGAGGACGACGUCUACCAGCUGCAGGAACUGCGGCAACAGCUGGAGCAGGCAAACAAGACCUGCCGCAUUCUGCAGUACCGACUGAGGAAAUCGGAGCGGCGUUCCCUUCGAGUGGCCCAAACAGGGCAAGUGGACGGUGAACUGAUCCGAACCUUGGAGCAAGACGUCAAAGUGGCGAAGGAUGUGUCCAUCCGUCUCCACAGUCAGCUGGACAGUGGAGAGAAGAAGAGGGCCCGUCUGGAGGAGGAGAAUGAGGAACUCAGAGUCCAACUCCAGGAUUUGGAGGUUGCCAAACAAGUCUUGCAGCAGGAGAUUGACAAGAACUCCCUGAAGAAAAGAGGAGCACGACCCAACAACAAACCGGACAAGAAGCUUACUCCACAGGAGGAUAGCUCGGACCUGAAGUGUCAGCUCCACUUCGCCAAAGAGGAAUCAGCCCUGAUGUGCAAGAAGCUCACCAAACUGGUGAAGGACAGCGAGGCCAUGAAGGAGGAACUGGCCAAAUACAGGUCCCUGUACGGAGAUGUCGACGCCUCCAUCACCGUAGAGGAGGUUGCUGACUCCCCCCACACCCGUGAGGCUGAGGUCAGAGUUCACCUGAAGCUUGUGGAAGAGGAGGCCAACCUGCUGAGUCGGCGAAUUGUGGAGCUGGAGGUGGAGAACAGAGGCCUCCGAGCUGAGAUGGAUGACAUGAAAGGGCCUCAAGAUGGUCCUCAAGAACUCAGUGGUGUUGGCAGUGGUACAGGACCAGUCGUCGGGGUCGGUACUUCAUCUGAAAACAUCAUGGAGCUUCAGAGACACCUCCAGUUUGUGGAGGAGGAGGCGGAACUCCUGAGGAGGUCCCUGAUUGAGAUGGAAGAACAGAACAAGCUCCUGAUGAAUGAAAUCAACCGCUAUAAAUCUGAGCUGCCGCCACCAACGGUGCCCCUCACUACCGGUUCUGCAACGGCGCUGUCGGACAGGGUGCUUCAUGACGGAUCACUUCACUCCAUGCAGGAGGGAGCUGUGCUCAUCAGCCCGGAUGUUUCCCCCCAGGAGGAAGAACUUCGAGUAGCACAGCUUCAGAUCGGAGAGCUAAGCGGGAAGGUGAAAAAGCUGCAGUACGAAAACCGAGUGCUCCUGUCCAACUUGCAACGGUGUGACUUGGCUUCCUACCAGCCUCCGUCUUCCUCCUCAUCUUUACGAGUGGCUCUGGAGACUGAUGAGGAGGCUGGAGAUUCCGCUGAGUGUCUCCCUACCAGUCCACCACACCGCAAAGAGCCAUUAGGGGUGGAGAACAUCUCCAUGGAGAGCACUGAACAAAACAAAAAGCUGGAAAAAAACCCCUGGGCCAAAGCCUCACCAUUCAGCCUCCUUGGGCUCAAGGACCAUGAUGCUUUGCUUGCCAUGCGGGACCAGGCUCGCCUGAUUUCCACAGCGAUACAGCUCCUCACCGCUCCAGAGUCCAACUGCUUGCCAUCCUCGCCAUCCAUCUAUCACAACGUCUGUAGCAACGAGGCGGCAGAGCUGUGUGACUUGGAGAAAGCCCAGCCUCACUGCCAGAUCUCCGAGCUUUCCGACUUGGCAGACAGGCCUCUGGUUGGCGCUCUGACCAGCAGGCUGCAGGCCCUGCACAGUCAGCUGCAGGUCUUCGUGGAGCGUGUCGACACCUUGGGAAAAUCCUCACUCGGUGCGGGUGAGGGUCAGUCUUCCUUGACCUCACCGGUCAAUCUAUUAUCCUGCUCUGAAGACAAGCAUGAUGCACUCAAGAAUGCAGAAGAGAUGCAGGCUGAUUGUAGGGACCAGUCGCUGCCAGGGUUCAAAGGUGAAACAGAGGAGAACGGCUAUGCGGAUGACAAUGAGAGAAGAAAAAAGCACACUGAGCUAGUGGAGGAGAAAGAGGAGGAGACACAAGACUCACUGUCCAGCAAUUCCCGCGCCAAGCCAUGCGAGGUAGAUGGUGCCACUCGAGUGGAGCUGGAGAAGGAGACAGAGACUCAGAGAGAAAUGACACUGAUAUUCUCACAGCUCCACGAGGAACAGCAGAAGGCUCUGCUCCGCCGGGACUUCCAGCUGCAGAGUUUGGGCCUCCAGGCUCGGCUCCAACACAAGAUAUGGGGCCAAGAGAGGACGCUGCUGGUACAGGAGUCCCAGCACCUCAAACAAGCACUGUUGCUGCUCAGUCUCAAGCUACGCUGCUUCCUCAAACAGUGGAGGCUGGGCUGCAAGAAGGACACUGACUUGAAAGACAUUCUGGAGAUGAACAACCUGAAGGACCUCUACCUUUUAUUGGAGGAGGAUAACCUGACAAGUCCCGUGCACCUAACAGAGAAAAAGGCUGAUGGAGAUGAGCAAGAACUUGGCCCAGCAAUCAAGUUGAGUGCUGUGAGCAGCACCCUGGCGGACCUAAAGGUAGCGCUGCAGGACCUGAGUGGUGAGAUGCGGCAGGAACAGCAAGGCUCCCAGGAACUCACACAGCAGUUUGCGAAGGCCAAGGCAUCGUGGGAAGUGGAGAGGACCGAACUUAAAGGUCUCAUCACUCAGCUUGAAACCAAAGCAGCCAAGGUAGCUGGUGUGUCCUCCGCUGAUGCAAUGGACCCGCCUGACCUGAAGGUGGCACUGAAGAGGGAGCGUGAGGAGCACCAACACCUUUUGGCUGAGUCCUACGCAGCCGUGAUGGACUUGACCAAACAGCUUCAGAUCGGAGAGAGGAACUGGGGCAGGGAGAAGUUGGAGCUGUUGGAGAGGUUCAGCCAGGAGAGAGCUCAGUGGGAGCAGAGGCUGAGAGAAACUAAGUCAAAAUCAUCAGGUGCUGAGUCGUCUGCAGACACCCUUGUCACCAGUGGAGCAGGAUCACCAAGGACCAAAUCGACGUCAGACCUGGAUGACCCAGAGUUCCGGACCACAGCUGACCUGAGGGGCUUCGUCCACUUAGUUGCCCCACCUUCAUUGAUUUGGCCACAGCUGAGUGACUUCAACAAGAAGAAUUGGACCUAUCUGACUAAUGAGACUCCAAAUGUCGGGGAUACCUGCAAAACUUGGGAUGGCCCCAGCGCUAGUGUCUCCUGCAGCAACUUAGUGGGCUCACAACUGCAUCUGGAGUCCGUCCAGAUGAGCCACACGGCUCCAGAAAGCACCGGAAUCCGGAUGUACUACAGCCCCCCUGCUGUCCGACGCAUGGAGCACCAACGAAGUAAGCAGGAGGCCAACGGGGUGCACGGCAACGCUGAUGGGGGCUCCAUCAUCGGCCUGAGUGCCUCUGAGGCAGGCCCGGCUGAGUUCCAGCAGCCCUCGUCUUGCUUUUCGUCGUCUUAUGAGCAGUGGCUGAGCUCGCUAUCCAAGCAGCAUCGAGAGCUGCUGGAAAGCAGGAGUGGAUGCGCCGCUGCUUCUCUCACCGCUGUGGUCAACAAUGGCUUAACGAACAGUGUAGCUGAUGGGAUGACCUCAUCGUCGUUCCACGACUUGGAAAUGGGGGAGAUUUCAGCCAACUUGAGUGAUGAUAUGAAAGAGAUGACCAACUGCGUGCGCCAAGCCAUUCGGUCCUCAUCUCUGGAGAGGAAAUCUGGCAAGGAACCUGCGGUCGGCAUGUCUACCAGGUCCACACAAACAACUGCUCAGUGCGUCAGCAUCGGGCUUCAAACUGACACCCUUUCCAGCAGCAGAGGCGCAGGUUUGCACACCAAAGCCUGGUCUCCCCGGCCCUCAUCUACAAUCACCAUCCCGUUAGUGUCAGCCCGAACGAGACAGAUAUCAACGUCUCUGGACAAAGUUCACAGCCGAGUCGAGAGGCCCUGUUGCUCACCCAAGUUUGGAUCCCCGAAACUCCAGCGCCACAUGUCCUCAGGCUCCACCUCCAGACUGGAUGGGACGCCUUCGUCACGAGAGCGCAGCCUGUGGAGCCUCCAACAGAGAGCCAUCAGUGGGGGUGGAGGCUCAGCCUGGGCUCGCUCAACCACCACCCGGGACAGCCCCGUGCUGAGCGGCCUCACCGACGGCCUCUCUAGCCUCUUUAGUGUGGUGGAACAUUCGGGAAGCACAGAGACGCUCUGCAGGGGGGACGGAGGUGCCAGUCCAGUGCGACACCCUCAGGCCACAGGGAAACCCUCCUGCACGUCAGUCUGUGGCUCUGAACCAAACACCCAGCGCUUCGGCGGCCUCGUCCAGGAGUUCUUGAAGAAUGUGUGCAGCAGCCAGAGCCAGGGAGGCGUUACCCUGCCAGGAGAGCGAAUACAAAGAGACACCCUUGUUGGAGGAGGCUUGAACUGCGUGGAUGAGCUCAAGCCAGAAUGUCUGCCGGCUCCCGUGGGAGGUCUCGGAGCCUUGGCUGGACUGUGUGCAAGCAACGACAAUGUGACCAGGAUUGUCAACAAGCGGUUCAUGAGACAGACGGCCGGCGACGAGAUGGUCAGUAUCAUGGGAGGAGGAGGGAAGGACGGGACGGGCAGUGCUGGCUCUACAGGAUCCGCAACAGAGGACGGACCGUGUGACUGCAUCGCCCCGUCCAGUUGUCCCGUCCGAGCUUCUCGAGGCCCUCGUGGCUCGCUGGGACAGUGCAAACACCGCCUGCACGAGACGUCGACCUCAGUUGACGAGACGGGAGACACUUUGACGGAGUGACAACACUGCUUCUGCCACGCACGCACACACACAUAGGCACACAUACACACGCGCACACAAUUGCUCUCAGACACUGCACAUGACUGCCAUGCCAUCACAUUCACUCCCAUCACUUAACCUGCCACAUAUGCGCACUGCCAAACUUAACACACACUGCUCUGCACACAUUCAUGUAACACACACACAUACAUCCGGGUCACAAUACUCAGUGUCAGUAGCCUCAUACACAUUUAAGAAUCACAAAACUACCAGCAGGACAGUCUGAUAAAUACCACUAUGGACCUAAUGUGACACCACUGAGCUAUUACAACGGUCUCGGUGGGUCUAAACGAAUGAAUGUAGUCCUCCCACGCCACAUGCAUGUGCUCAUUUGUAUACAACAAACACAUAGAGGAGAACUUUUUAGGGCCAAAAACCAUCAAUCUCACAAUUUAAGUGAAAUGGCUCAUUUUUUAAAAACCCAGCAUUUGAAGACCUCAACAAUACUUGGAAUCCGGAGACCUUUUCUCCAAACAUGGGACCAUUGUGUUAUAUAAUAAUUAUGUCUUUGUAGAUUAUAAGGAAAAACAACAUCAGCUGUUAUCCACAAUUGAGAUUUUUUGUUUGUUUGUUUGUUUGUUUUGUUUUGUUUAAUGUGGCCACAGGUAAAGUGCCUGUUUUUGUUUUUCUUCACUGAUGUCAAAACUCAAGCCAAGGCAAUGACAGUAAUGUGGCUCGGUCUGCCACUCGUCGUAAAGCGCAUGCUCAAGGGACAUUCUUUGGAAAAUACACUCAGAUAACUGCUGUAGUGAUUUGGAACAAGGUAGAUAAAAGUUCAUUGGAAAGCAAACAUUACAACCUUUUUCACAAUGUCAUACAAUCUCCACUGCAUUUGAGUCUCUGAGGAAAGCGAUUAGCUGAUAAUUAAAUUAUAGGGGACAUAUUAUGGAAAAUUUACUUUUUAAUUGAUUGUCAACAGAUACUUGGGUCUCUGAAGUUCCUGCCAACAUAUUAAUUGCAAAAUUACACAACCAUGUAAAGCUUUUGUGACGGCACAUGCACCGAGCCGCUUCACGAAUUGUCCUGUAAUUCAGCAGCUUGGUGAUGAAGUGCUGCCUUCAUGAGUGAAAAUAUGAUCCGUCUUCGAAUGCGCACUUUUCUUCUUUCUUCACUCUGAGCUAUUAGAAGCAGCUAGUCUUGUCACAAGUCUGUAGCUCCGCCCCGUUGUCAUGUUCAAGAAAGCUGUACUCUGCGGGGGCCCAGCAAUAAUUAAGGUGGGGGGAGCUAUGGCUUAUUUGCAUGAGGCAGAACCCCCUCCCCCCCAAAAAAAAAUAAUAACGUUGAUUUCAACCAGAGAGGAUGUUAAGUGAACUGUAAUUCUUUAUUUGAUAUAUUUAAAGACCUUUUAUUAAAGACACCUGUUUUAAAUUGUGGGGGGAAAAAACAUAAUAUGUCUCCUUUAAAACUAACAAGCCUAUGCCCAGCUUAAGCUGUAAAGGUAUUUGUUGAGUAAGUAGUCCGGAAAAACAAUCGCGUUCAUGAUUAUUUUGUAUUAUUAGUAGUAGUAUAAAGGUACACUGAGGAGGUUAACACUGGUCAAAUGACUGCAUUUGCAAAAACAAACGCAACAACGUUUUUCACGAUGCCAGACAAUUAAAAGAAAACAUUUUACAUAGACCCUAAAUUGCCCAUCCAAAAGAAAAGGGAAAAAAAAUUGA